AUGAUCUCUGAAGAGCGGUCGCUACCACUGAAAAUAAAAGAAAAAAAUAUCUUAACUCCCGUCAAUAACAUAGCACGUCGUGUAGUAAAUCGAAGUAAAGAUUCAUUAACCGUAAAAUCAAAAAGUUUACUUGUCCCAACACGUUUAGCGUUAAAACGUAAUCAUGGCGAUUUUAAAAUCCCACCUCUUUCUUGUAUACCAGUAAUAUUCGAGGGACUUCAAAUGGAAUUAGGUAAUUCCAAUAGAGAUAAUGGCUUAUCGGCAACGGAAUAUCAGCAUGAGGAAAAUCAGUCGUUAAAGUAUCAACAAAUAAUGAGCAAAACUGAAACCAGUAAUUAUGAGAGUGACAUUCAUGAACAUUCGAAUUCAAACUAUAAUGCUCUUGUAGAUAUUCAGCACAAUAAAUCGUUAGUUACACCAUGUCUUCGACAAACACAAGUUGUCUCCCUGUUAUUCAGGUUAGUUGUC
Molecule: messenger RNA, 468 nt
Organism: Didymodactylos carnosus
Lineage: Eukaryota; Metazoa; Rotifera; Eurotatoria; Philodinida; Philodinidae
Source: the annotation of a GenBank genome assembly